CUUGUCAUUAAAACAAAACAAAAACAAAGAUUAUUCAACUAUCGUCAGCAAUGUAAAUAAACAAAAACAUACAUAUUUGGAUGAAGCGUAAUUGAAUAACUCUGUGAAUUUGCUGUAGAAAGCUCGUGAAUCAUGGCAGUACCGUUAAAUAUUCGAUCAAUCGCAUUCAGAGGCAUUUCGAUUCCAAAUGUGUGGCUCCUCGGUCUCCUUGCAAGCAAUCGAAAAUGUACCAAUACUGAUGCCAUCGAUUCAUUCACCUCUGAACUUGUGGAAAACAAAGCAUUGAAAUGGAAAAUUCUCAACAAUAAAUACCGAAUACCGUUAUCAAAUAGAACGUCCUCCGGUGGAGCGAUACCAUCCGCUUUCAACAAAUCAUCGUCCCGCAAAUUAACUCAGAUCUUUGAGGAUCUGACGUCCAAUCCAUUGGUCAUCAAUAUCGAAGCUCUGGAAGAAAGUCACAUUGAUAAUUUGCUGCAGACUGCUAUCCGAGAAGAUAAUGCUAGGGAUGUCUACAUAUUAUUCGAUCAAUUGAUAGAUUGUAAAAGACUUUCCUCUUUGAAUGUGCUAAAUAUGUUGUUUGAAUAUGUUACCCUCACGUUGGACCAACACAGACUGGAGCAGUUAAUAAAUCUUUGUAAACUGGUAGAUUCUGAAAUGUUCGCGAGAUGCAAUGAAUUUCUGCACUUUAUUGCGCUUUUACAGUGGCGAAAGGGUAACUUGUCAAAUUCAGUAAACAGUUUCAAAGAAGCCCUAAUAAAAUGCAAUAGCGAAACGAGACCUGUGAUAUAUCGACUUCUUAGAGCAGUAAUUGACGAAACCGUUGGAAGCAAAAGUGAGGCCGUUUUACUUUCUGUGAUUGAAAUGGGAGAAUUCUCCAUGAAUAAAUUGAACGAUGAAUACUUGCUGUGCUAUAUCUGGGAGAGUAGCUUCCGAAGUCAGUGGCAUAGUGACCAGGAGGUAGCCAAGCAGCUGUUCAACAAACACGUUAGACUUAGGGAAGCGGUUGCGGGAAGAAUCAGCAGAUUGUGUUUUCAGUUAAUGCAGGAAUUUAACAUCGAAUCAAUAUAUCAGCUGAUGGAACUCUUUUUGAAACACCAAAUGCUACCAUCAUGCCGUCAGGUUCUAAUCCAUCUAUUCGAGUACCAAUAUUGGCGACGUGACUUAAGAGCUUGUUCGGAAAUUAUACAAAACUCGAUUGACCUUGAUAUACCGUUGCCUAACCUAUAUAAUCUAAAACUGUUAGAUAUGUUAUUGGGAAAAUCCAGCCGAAAAAAUAGUGUUCUUCCAUCAUCCAGUGCUGAUUCGGCGCAGAAACACAAAUUGGAGGCGAAAAAAUACGAACUCAAGUUUUGAAAUAUAUAUUUGUUCUAAUUUUUACACGGUACAAAAGUUCAAGAAUAAAUUG
Molecule: messenger RNA, 1405 nt
Organism: Toxorhynchites rutilus septentrionalis
Lineage: Eukaryota; Metazoa; Arthropoda; Insecta; Diptera; Culicidae
Exons: 3
Coding region: 133-1353 (406 amino acids)
Source: RefSeq, a predicted model, not a curated record